ACCAUCGCGCUACUCCAGUUACCUCUUCCUUGUACCGUAGUGAUCGUCACCGAGAGAUAGGAAUGGCGUUUUCCAUGGCCAAGAUCUGGGCGCCCCUCGCCGUGCUCACGGCCCUGGCCUUCUUCCUCGUUCAUCCCUGCGCAUCCGCCGAGUUCCACCGCAAGCUCUCCAGCUGGUCCGACGGCGGCGCUACGUGGUACGGUGGCCCGACCGGCGCCGGGAGCGACGGUGGCGCGUGCGGGUACCAGGACGCCGUGGACCUGCCGCCGUUCUCGUCCAUGAUCGCGGCGGGCGGCCCGUCCAUCUACGAGGGAGGAAAAGGCUGCGGCGCUUGCUACCAGGUGAAAUGCACGGGUCACCAGUCCUGCUCAUCCAGCCCGGUGACCGUCGUCCUCACGGACGAGUGCCCCGGCGGGCCGUGCCUCGAGGAGUCUGUCCACUUCGACCUGAGCGGGACGGCGUUCGGCGGCAUGGCGAAGCCCGGCCAGGCCGACCAGCUCCGGGCCGCCGGCCGCCUCCAAAUCCAGUACGCCCGGGUGCCGUGCAAGUGGCAAGGGGUGGACAUAGCCUUCAAGGUGGACGGCGGCUCCAACGACUACUACCUCGCCAUGCUCAUCGAGUACGAGGCCGGCGACGGCGACCUCUCGUCCGUCGAGCUCAUGCAGGGCGGCGGCGGGUGGUCGAAGAUGGAUCAGUCGUGGGGCGCCGUGUGGAGGUACAACUCCGGGCCCAAGCUUCAGGCGCCCUUCUCCGUCCGCCUCACCUCCAGCUCCGGCAAGACCCUCGUGGCGAGUAACGUCAUCCCGGCAGGCUGGAAGCCCGGCGGCAUGUACCGCUCUGUCGUGAACUACUAGUCUACUAAGAUUGAUCGCCUCGUUAAUAAUCUUGGUGCGUUUGCACGCAAGCGCGCCCACGCGCUCGCCCGUAUGCAGAGGCGUGGCGCUAGCUCUUGGUUUAUGUUUGGAGCUAUAUGCAUGGAGCGUGGAUGUGUGUGUAAUCACCAUUAAUAGUAUCGCCUGUGCCGCAAGUAUUAAUUUAUGUGAGCCA
This is a messenger RNA of Lolium perenne, 1047 nucleotides long. Its product is annotated as expansin-B15. Lineage: Eukaryota; Viridiplantae; Streptophyta; Magnoliopsida; Poales; Poaceae. The record is from RefSeq and is a predicted model, not a curated record. Gene Ontology annotation, biological process: sexual reproduction. Gene Ontology annotation, cellular component: extracellular region.